AUGGAUCUGCUUUCUAUACUGCUUGGCUCUUUUCUGCUUCAUGCUGAUGGAUCUGGUAUUUUCCCAAUGUCCACUCCUGCCGCCUCCAAGCCCGCCAAGUCGUCCAAGGACCAGCUCCUGGAAUUGGUGAAAACGCCGCAAUUUGUCUGGUUCACCGGCCAUGUGUCCACGCUUUUGUUCAGUCUUGUCUACUUCCUAACCUUCAGAUCCAAGGGGAAGGCACACAGACUCAGUUACAACUUGAUUUUCGUGGCUGUGAUUGAAUCGUUCGGUAUCAUCAUCCACCAGGGCUACAAAACAGGCACCUUGAAGGUGAACAACCCAAAAGCCCUGCUUGCCGACGAUAACGUCCAGUACACCUUGAUUGCGUCUGCCUUGUUGCUGGUUCUGCCAAGAAUCUCCCUUGCAAUCUUCCCAUUUGGGUUCUUCUCGUUCUUCCACUCCAUCAACUACUUCAGAGGAGCCAUUCUGCCAAAACUCGGCCUCAAGAACGAAGCCGGUCUCUCCAACAAGCUCGGAGCCUUUGUCAAGAACUAUAACGACCUGUCCAUGUACUACGCGGCCAACUUCGAGAUCGCCACGUUCGUGUACAUUGUGUUCAAGGCCCUGAUCUGGUCUCGCGGGUUCUGGAUCGCGCUUGUUGUUUAUGGGGCCUUCAUCAAGUUUAGAUACGAGAAAUCCAUCUUCACCAGAACCUGUUUCAAGAAAAUCGAGGUCCGCGCAGACGGCCUGUUCUCGCACCCGUCCGUGUCGCCGCAGAUCAAACAGUACUGGAUCAACGCCAAGUCCGUCAUCAAGAAGUACGGAAACCAGUACAAGCUCGUGUCGGAGCCGGCCAAGCCUGCCAAGUCCGAUGUCACCGAUGAGGCCUCGCCCGACUGGGCUGCCUUGGAAGAUCCCGUCUUGGUCUUCUUCACCCGGUACGGCUCAAACUUCUUCACCUGCUCGUUAUCUUUGUUCAGUGCAACCACCACCAAAUCGUCGCCCUUGCCCUUCACUUUUAACAGAUCCUCCUUCUCCAUCGCCUUGAGAUACUUGGCGGUUUUCUUCCAACUCGUCUUCUUGAUGUUGAUCAGACUGCUGUCCAUGGGAGGGAAGUUCUUCAACACAUGGGCAGACAUGAACAGCGACGCGUCGAUCGGCGUCUCCACCGAGUCCUGGCUCAGAGUGUACAGCGUUGCGUUCAGGAACAGGCCGUCCAUGUCCUGCGGCGUGAGGGCAACUUGUUCGCGCGGUGUGGCCGGCUGCUCGGCGAUCUCGAGCUGCGCAACUUGCUCGCUCGUCGCGCUCACCGACUCGUCCACCAGCUGCGGCUCUACAUCAACCUUGUCGGGCAACUUGGCCCCCUUAACCAUCCCGCACAGCCAGUCCUCGUACACGUGCACGAGCUCCACGGCAACGCCCUGCGACCCCACCACGUCCGUUACGUUCUCGAGAUCCAUCUCGCAGAACCCGACCGCAACGGCCACGUUCGGGUGCUUGUAG
Molecule: messenger RNA, 1485 nt
Organism: Ogataea philodendri
Lineage: Eukaryota; Fungi; Ascomycota; Pichiomycetes; Pichiales; Pichiaceae
Exons: 3
Coding region: 1-1485 (494 amino acids)
Biological process (GO): endoplasmic reticulum tubular network organization; membrane organization
Cellular component (GO): endoplasmic reticulum; membrane
Source: RefSeq, a predicted model, not a curated record